AAAAAGCCUCUCAAGGUCGCGGAAGCUAGUUUGAUCAUCUAGGACUUGCUGCAUUUGGUGAGACUGUGAUUUAUAGAUGACCUUCGAUCAACGCUAAAACUAUAUGAAGAAUAUCCACCUAUUAAUGGAGACUUGUCUGAUUGUACAACUUUCCUGUAUAACGAGUACAAAGCGAUGCUAUUUAAGAAAGGCGAUUCCAAGAAGUGUCCAAUGAGAACCGCCGGAGAUGUUGUAAAACGUGUUUUAUGGGAUGAAAAGAUUCCUCAGAAAUGUAUAACAAUUGGAUAUUUGGAUAGGUUUAAGGGGAUUCUAGAAAAACCUUUCGAUGAUUUUUCGUGGGAACCACUAGAUAGUUUAGAUUAUUUCACUUUUGGUGUACCCGAACAUCGAAUUCAGUACUUUAAAUACAAGGAUAUAGUUGUAUGGGAUAAACGUUUCAGAAUAGAUAGAGUUUUCGGUAGUAGCCGUUCAUCUAAGACAAUACGAGAUGUAAUAGAAAACUAUGAAAAGUAUUGUAAGACUUUUCGAGAUAUUCCUGAUGUUCAGCUCAGCAACGUAUUUGAUAAUGUUUUUUUGAAGUGGAAUACAAAGGUUGCAGAAGAUGCCUGCUCAUCGGAAAGUCAAACAGAAGUGUCGUUAAACGAGACGAUCAAGCAAAGAAUAAAAAAUAAACCGAAUUUCUUCAUUUGUCAGCGAGUCGCAUCUCCUGAUUUCAUAGAAAAAGCGUUAAAGGUUCAGUCAAGAAUUUGUGACACUCAACCGUACUAUAAAGAUUGUUGUAUUGACUCAAAACUAUUUCAUCUUACACUGUCAACAUUACGACUGGAAGGUAGUUUGCAAGUAAGCAAGUAGAUUUUUAGUGAGUAUUUCAGUUUUGAAUGAGACUUGUUUUAAAGCUGUAUUGGAACUUUAGUAUAGUUUUACAGAUCUGCCGAUUUACAUAAUUUAAAUAAAAUGCCUUGAAUCAUUACAUUCGUUACAUUAAACUAGAAAGUAUAUCAUCACUUAAUUUUGACUGUCUCUAGACAAACUGAUUAUAAGCUAAUAGUGAUUGAUCCUGUUAUGUUUUUCGUGAAUUUCGAACUUCUGUGACACUAUUUAGGUGCAAUUAUUCUGUGAUAUAACUCGUUUAUUACAACCAAACUACAUAUCCGUUCGUCCUCCAUAGUAAUCCAAUCGUAAAGAUCAUAUUCACCGCCUGCGACACCCCUCAACUAUUAUUCCAUACUAUAAAAGCAUAUGUUUCAGUGGCCGUAUGAAAUACUUUCCAUUCUUAAAUAUUUUGGAAAUUUUAAAGUUUAAAAAUGCAUAGCACUUCUGAUGUUUGUUUGAAAAUAACUGUUAGUUACUUAAAGUUAGCUAUAUAGAAAUCCUAUUUUCCCAAGUCUGGACGUAAUUCUUAAGCUAAUAUAUUUUUUGCUGUUGUCACGCUUUAUGACUUGUUUCCACUACUACACCAUCUUGCUAUCAGUAUUUUAUUUUUAUUAAAUAAUCAUUUGUGUAAUCUACUUUAUUGUUAUCAAUAACUAACAAAUUGGCUCGAUUAGUCUAAUAGUGUUCGUACGUAGAUAUAAACAAAACUGCAGAGUAGAACUUAAUGAAACCCGAUUGAAAACAACACCGUUAUCACGCAUGUUUUGUAAUGCACAUAAUUUUAUUGCCAUCCAUCUACACUACACUUUUACACGUUUGAGUGUAUAUGAGUCGGUUAACUAAACAAAGAGUAAACGUACUCUUUGUAACAGUAAUAAUUUUCGGUGUUGUUGUAAGUGCAAUGACUUACUGUGUUAAAGUGACAUUUGUCAUUUUUCCACUAGACCUAAGCUUACUUUUUGACCAUCUUAGUAAACUUCGUUUCACAUUUUGUAGAUAUCUGAGUGCAUGGAAGCCCUCAAACAGGCGGAAACAGAGCUUUGCAGAUCUGUUCCAACAAACCAAUUAACAAUAAAAGGUGUGGGUAACUUCCACGGUCGAGUUUUAUAUGCAGCAGUUGAAUCUAAUGAAACAUUGCAUUUCUUUGUCGAUCAGCUAAAUCAGAUUCUACAUGUGGCCGGAUUCCAUACAGAUGAUCAGAGAAAGUUCAAACCUCAUAUCUCUCUGAUGAAGGUAGGUUUCGUUUUGUUUUUAAAAGAUCUCAUUUUAAACAAUCCCUGAGAAUGAAUAAUAACCCACCUACGUGUGUUCAAUAAUGUGCAAUUUAAUCAUAACCAUUUAGAUAAUUAACCGAUCGAAGCUGCUACCUUGACGCGGUGGUCGGGCUUGCCUAUCGUGAUGACCCAACCGAGCUAUAUUGGCUGGAACAUAUGUUCCUGCAGGUUCUACCAUGCCAGGCAGGUCGAUUGGUGAACGGUAAGACUAAAAGCAGCAACUCAAGGUCUGAGGGCGAAGUCGUACUGCUGACUGUAGAGGGGUGUGACAGCAGUAAGGUGUUUCCUUCAGACAACCAGCAUCUGCAGCGAUGCUGCCUUCCCACAAGGAGGGGUGGGGUUAGAAAAGGUCGACCCUA
This is a messenger RNA of Schistosoma haematobium, 2506 nucleotides long. Its product is annotated as Solute carrier 7 member 3. NCBI's taxonomy places the organism in Eukaryota, Metazoa, Platyhelminthes, Trematoda, Strigeidida, Schistosomatidae. Gene Ontology annotation, cellular component: cytosol. The coding region runs from base 175 to 852 and encodes 225 amino acids. Gene Ontology annotation, molecular function: protein kinase A regulatory subunit binding. The transcript is spliced from 2 exons. The record is from RefSeq and is a predicted model, not a curated record.